Molecule: messenger RNA, 557 nt
Organism: Oncorhynchus mykiss (rainbow trout)
Lineage: Eukaryota; Metazoa; Chordata; Actinopteri; Salmoniformes; Salmonidae
Gene: gip
Product: gastric inhibitory polypeptide
Biological process (GO): regulation of fatty acid biosynthetic process; response to glucose; response to starvation
Cellular component (GO): extracellular region
Molecular function (GO): hormone activity; glucagon receptor binding
Source: RefSeq, a predicted model, not a curated record
GCCUGCAUCUCUCACUGAAGAAUAUCCAUUCACAAGUUUUGUCACCAUGAAGGUAGCUUUGUUUUCACUGGUGGUUCUCUGCGUGGCUGGGAUGCUGCGUGCUGAAGUCCUGUCCCAGUCUGGCGAGAACAGUCUCACGGAAAAUGGACAGGGUUUGGGGAGAAGAUACGCAGAGUCAACCAUCGCCAGUGACAUGAGCAAAAUCAUGGACUCCAUGGUGCAGAAGAAUUUUGUCAACUUCCUGCUCAACCAGAGAGAGAAAAAGAGCAUGUCUAAUGUCACUCCAGAGGAAGAUCCAGAGGCUCGCCUGUACAACAAUCUCCUGAAAAAGCUUGCACUGUGCAUACGCAGCAAGGGACAGAUCCAUUGAUGUUUUGAAGAAUAUCAACAAAUGAUCGACAUUGGUGGGAGAGUAAUGCAAAGAGAAGUCAACAAAAACAUUAUGACAAUUUGGAGGAAAAUGUAUGCUAUCUAUUUUUGUGUACACAAUAUAUAUUGUAAAGUUAGAAAUAUGAAUCCAGCAUGUCUGAACUUUUUCAUAAAUAAUUGCUAAGGGG